Aspergillus candidus is the source of this 1710-nucleotide messenger RNA. RefSeq names its product putative MFS transporter. Gene Ontology annotation, cellular component: membrane. The transcript is spliced from 5 exons. Gene Ontology annotation, molecular function: transmembrane transporter activity. Bases 1 to 1710 code for a protein of 569 amino acids. The record is from RefSeq and is a predicted model, not a curated record. Gene Ontology annotation, biological process: transmembrane transport. NCBI's taxonomy places the organism in Eukaryota, Fungi, Ascomycota, Eurotiomycetes, Eurotiales, Aspergillaceae.
AUGGCCUCUUUACAGCCUCCCCCGGUGGGAACCUCCGCGGGAACCCCCGCAGGAACCUCCUCUUCAACCUCCAGCAACGGUUCAUUUAACACCCCACUAGAUACACCCUCGGAAAGGUCUGAUGCGGACGGGGACGCCCCCAGCGUGAAUUGGAAUCGUCCGGUAGCCGGUUCAUUGAGACUGCAGACUGAUUUUGGACCCGAGCAGCAUAGGUCGUCGGAGGAUGACGAGAGUAAAGACGAUGGUUAUGACACGCCGGAUGACUUUCCUCGAGAGACCCGGCCCAAGUAUACGGCCAUCGAGGAGCAACAGGUCGUGAAGAAGUUCGAUCGCAAGCUCGUUCCCUUCUUGGCUUUUUUGUAUUUGUUGUCCUUUUUGGAUAGAUCUAAUAUUGGAAAUGCAAAGAUUGCCGGACUCACCGACGAUCUCCAUCUCUCCUCCGCUCAAUAUGAGUGGGUUCUGACGGCUUUCUACAUUACCUACAUCCUUUUUGAAUGGAUGACUCUGAUGUACCGGCUGGUUCCGGCGCACAUCUACGUCGCCCUCUGCGUCUUCGGCUGGGGACUGGUCGCCUCCCUCCAGUCGAUCGCGACCUCCUUUGGCGCCCUCGUGUUUUUGAGGGCCGCCCUCGGCAUCGCCGAGGCAGCCUUUGGGCCCGGGGUUCCCUUCUAUCUCUCUCUCUUCUACCGACGCGAAGAGCUGGCCUUUCGGAACGGACUCUUCAUCUCCGCCGCCCCCCUCGCCUCGUCCUUCGCCAGCACUCUGGCCUGGCUGAUCGUCCGUCUCAGCCGCCACGGUCCGAUCUCGCCCUGGCGCACGCUGUUUCUGGUAGAGGGCUUCCCCAGCGUGAUCGUUGCGGUCGUCGCCUGGAUGGUGAUCCCCGACGCUCCGGGAAGUGCCUGGUUCCUGUCCCCGCGGCAGAGACAGGUAGCCCAGCUGCGCAUGGAAGCGAGCAGCACCAAAUCGGGGUACUACGGGCAGGCCCGAGAGAAGAAAAUCAACUGGAAGGAGGUUGGGAAGACGCUGGCCGAUCCCAAGUCGUACAUUGCUGCGUUCAUGUUCUUCAGCUGCAAUGUCGCCUUCAGCUCGAUGCCCGUUUUCCUCCCCACCAUCAUUGCGGACAUGGGCUACUCCUCCCUCUCCGCGCAAGCCCUCUCUGCCCCACCCUACCUCGUCGCCUUCGCUUCCGUCCUCUUCACAGCCUACAUCUCCGACCGCCGACGCAAGCGGAGCCCCUACCUCAUCCUGCACGCGCUCAUCUCCUCCACCUCGUACCUCCUCAUCGCCCUCACCAGCCACUUCCACGCGCACCUUCCAGUCCCCGCCCACCGACUCAUCCGCUACAUCUGCGUGUAUCCCGCUGUGGCGGGGUUCUUCUCGGCCAUUACGCUGAUCAUGACCUGGACGAUGGAUAACCGGCCCGCAACCGAGGGCAAAGGCGCCGCCAUGGCCGUGCUCAACCUCAUCGGGCAGUGCGGCCCGCUGCUCGGCACGCGCCUCUACCCAGCUUCCGACGGUCCAUGGUACGUGCGUGGCAUGGCCACCUGCGCGUUCUUCAUGCUGCUGGUCGCGGCGCUGGCCGUCGUGCUGAGGCUGCUUCUGCAGCAGGAGGAUGAUGUGAUUGAGCUGGAGGGUGGGGAAAGUGAGGUGUUGAUUGGGGGCGGUCAGGUGGAGGCUGCUCCUGGAGAGAAGUUCACUUAUAUUUUGUGA